Messenger RNA from Nerophis lumbriciformis (worm pipefish), 2597 nucleotides. RefSeq names its product TLC domain containing 4b (gene tlcd4b). NCBI's taxonomy places the organism in Eukaryota, Metazoa, Chordata, Actinopteri, Syngnathiformes, Syngnathidae. Gene Ontology annotation, biological process: lipid homeostasis. Gene Ontology annotation, cellular component: endoplasmic reticulum; membrane. The record is from RefSeq and is a predicted model, not a curated record.
UUUUUAACUUCCGCGUCCGACCGGUUCCUACGGCCACGACCAGGCGGGCGACGCGGCAACGCGUUGCGAGAGGACGGAGAAGAGUCGUCGUCGGCGGCCGCGAGGGUGUAAUGGUGACCCGGACUCGUUCACGUGGCGCAGGGGGGCUCCUUUUCCCCGGUUCCCCCCCCUCCUCCUCCUUGUUGACGCGUGAGCUCCGAGUUUAGCCGACCUGCUAGCCGCCAACUUGGGAGAGAAAGUGGAGGAGAGGCUGCUGAAACGCCGGCCUAUGCGACGGAGAUCAGGUGAGGGAUGGAGAUGAGAGAGUUGACCGUGGUUGCCGGAAGCUUUGUCAGUUUCCAGCUACUGUUCUCGGUGGCCAGUCCUUUACUCUCUUACGCCAUCGCGCCGAGUUAUGGAUUGCUACCUCCCACCAAGCACACAGAGUGGAACUCCAGGUUGGUGUCGACUGUCCACGCUCUGGUUGUGGGAUUAUUUUGUUUGUACAUCCUUUGGUUCGAUGACGCAGUCAAUGCGAACCCCGUCUGGGGCGACCCCACUAUGGUCAAAUUAAAUGUAGCCAUAACGUGUGGCUACCUGCUGUAUGAUCUUUUGCUGCUUGCAUGUAAUUGGAGCACUAUGGGAGACAGCUUUUUUGUCUGUCACCACUUGGCGGCGCUCUAUGCAUAUGGAUAUGUGCUGACACGCGGCGUGCUCCCCUACUUUGCCAAUUUUCGUCUCAUUUCAGAACUAUCCACGCCAUUUGUGAACCAAAGGUGGUUCUUCGAAACACUAAAAUACCCCCGCUCGCACGGGCUGGUAGUAAUAAACGGCGUGGCCAUGGCGGCGGUCUUCUUCCUGGUGCGCAUCGCCGUCAUGCCGUCCUACUGGCUCAGCGUGUUCGCCACGUUCGGCACGGCGGACUUCGAGCGCCUGGGCUUUGGCGCCCAGGUGGCCUGGAUCAGCUCCUGCGUGGCGCUGGACAUCCUCAACACCAUCUGGAUGUACAAGAUCGCCCGCGGCUGCUACAAGGUGUUGAUCGGCAGGAGGGCCCGCAAGGUCAAGGACGGCGCGGAGGCCCCCGGCUGCUCGGAAAAGCAAAAGCACGCCAACAACCACACGGACUGAAGGGGAACCGAGGAACAUAUCUGGGAAUAUGGGAAAGCUCAGCCCUCCUCCCUGAAUUAGCCAGCGGAGCGGGCUGGGAGUCCUCAGGUUGGAACCCUGACACAGGUGGACUGUCCUUUUUGACUCAAUCCAGCACCAGCCUUUGCAGCCUCAGUGGUUUAGCAUUCUGUUGCAGAACUCACUAAAACUUAGUUGUUGUUUUUUUUUAAAACCCUUCCACUUCCCAUCACCGUCAUCCCCACCUAUCCCACCUCCUCUCACAUCCACUCCAAGCCCAAUCCUCUGAAGUGCCUGUAAAAAAAAAAAGACAACAAGGCAGUUUAGGCCAGUCCAGGUUGACCGAGACCGCACGUUCAAGUCCUUCCACUCCUGCAGGCCCUGUAGUGUUUUUGUCAAUCAGGUCUCCGGUCUCCCAACACCCAAGGAACACCGUAAUGCCUCGUGGAAAGUGUUCCCUGCUGUGGCACCUGCCUUUUCUCACCAGCCAUGGCGCUUUUUCCAAUUUGGGACCGCACGCCGGCUUCACGGCAGACGUGUAGCCCUACGGUCUAUUUGGAGUUCUCUAACGUGGGUCAGAGUAAGGUAACUUGUGCAUUCUACAUUUAUCAUCUGCCUCACUGGAUUGGGCUUCACUGUCCAGCCUUAACUUAUUGUUUUAUUAUUUUAUCUUCUACCUCCCCUCUCCACCCCCCUGCCUUACGACAUCAGCAAUGUCUUCUUCAUGAGCUUUUUUUUUUUCUUUAAUUUUUUUUUCCUCCCUUCUCUACUGUGAAUGUAGUGUUUGAAAUCAUAUCUUUUUCUUUAGCCAACCACUGCAGCGAAACAAGCGGCAUAAAAUAUGCUCAAGGAACCAGUGCACCCUGGAAGCUUUUAAUCUUCCAACUAUCUCCUGUCAAUAACUCUUUAAAAAAAAAAAAAAAGAAAAAAAAAACGGUCUCCCCUUAAAAGGGAACUACCCUUUUUUGGGGGGUGGAAUUUUGCCUAUCUUCACAAUCAUUAUGAGAGACAAGAACACACGCCUUUUUUUUGUUUUCACGAUUUUAAAGAUGCGGCUAAUGGAAGUCACCGUUGUAGCCUUCAAAGCCUCUAAAACAACUUCAAAACCCUCCAUCGUUUAUAUAAACACUGCAAGUAUAUAUAUAAUGUAGUAACAGACACCUUCAUAACAAUAUGUAAUAUCUACAAUUAACACACUGCAAGUGUAUAUAUAUAAUGUAGUAACAGACACCUUCAUGACACUAUGUAAUAUGUACAAUAUACACACUGCAAGUAUAUACUGUAUAUAAUGUAGUAACAGACACUUUCAUAACAAUAUGUAAUAUGUACAAUAUACACACUGCAAGUAUAUAUAUUUAAUGUAGUAACAGACACCUUCAUAACAAUAUGCACAAUAUACACCCUGCAAGUAUAUAUACAAUGUAGUAACAGACACCUUCAUAACAAUAUGUAAUAUGUACAAUUAACAUACUGCAAGUAUAUAUAUAUAUAUA